UAUCCUACCUGCGACUUUUUAGCCUCAACCCCGGACAUAUAAAUAUGGCCGGUUAGCCACAGAACACCAGUAGUGGAAGACAUCGGACUCAACUCACUCUUCAACAUGCAACUCACCACCGCCCUGCUUGUGACCGCUGGCUUCUGCACCUCGGUGUACGGCCAGGGGUACGCUGACGAGUGUAGCGACAUCUACCUCAAAGAGAACUGGCUGGUGGGAACGUGUCCCACUAGCGACGGGACUGGAACCAUCACCAGCAGUGUCUAUCUCCCUAACAAGAUCACCAACACCGACGGCACCCUUGGAUGGAAAACCGAUGGCGCGUACUCAGACUCCUGCGGUGAAUGUCAGCUCCUCGCAGGGGGCGGAUCGUUGGACUGUCUCUGCGAGGGCUCUUACGGCACGAUCAACAAGAACACCACAUUGAACCUGGAGGAGCACAUUGCCAACUAUGAUGGCCAUCUGCUCUCCAACCUGACGGGCAGCGUCACCUCCAUCCCCGCCAACUCCUCGUGGCCUGUGCCCUCGGAUUUUGAGGUGCAAUUGCAAACUGCGAGCGCCGACAACAACUGCACCACGAUUGGGGGGUAUAUCACCCUGGACGGUCCGGAGAGCUGCUACUAUCUCAACCUGGGGGUGCAAUACUACUUUUAUGCGGCGCAGACCGUCAACAACCAGGGAUGGGAGAUUGCGGCCUACCAUGACAGUACUUGCGACGGGGAGCCGGUGGGAACAUUUACCCCAGCAAACGACGAUACUUGUCUCAGUUUCCCGGAUGGUGUAACGGGAUUUGCGGUGACUCCCCUGUGGAAUGCCGACUGAGCAUGAAGGCAUGAAGAAAUGAAGACCAGAAGACAAGACACUCAGGCAUAAAGGCAUUAAGGCAUUAAGGCAUUAGCAAUUGGAAGCAAACUAUGCAAACAGCCGGAGUGGAAUUAGUCAGAGCUUAGUCAUUGGCUGCACCUUCGCUUCUCUCCUUUUCUGGACAAACGAGAAACAAACACCAUCUCUCUCUCUC
Molecule: messenger RNA, 1018 nt
Organism: Aspergillus saccharolyticus JOP 1030-1
Lineage: Eukaryota; Fungi; Ascomycota; Eurotiomycetes; Eurotiales; Aspergillaceae
Exons: 4
Coding region: 106-822 (238 amino acids)
Source: RefSeq, a predicted model, not a curated record